Molecule: messenger RNA, 1016 nt
Organism: Radiomyces spectabilis
Lineage: Eukaryota; Fungi; Mucoromycota; Mucoromycetes; Mucorales; Radiomycetaceae
Exons: 7
Coding region: 79-840 (253 amino acids)
Molecular function (GO): RNA binding
Source: RefSeq, a predicted model, not a curated record
UUUUUUUUUUUUGUGCGUCCAACCCAAAAGAAAAAAAAAAAAGAGAAAGUGACCCACCUUUCAUUUUGUUUUCUUAUCAUGGAUAUGGAGUACGAUAAUUCGGCAGUUGGCCAAGUCUCUGAUGAUAGACAAGUUAUGGCGGAAGAGCAAGUGAGAGAGGACCGUUUCUAUGACGCGGACGGAGGACGACGAUCCGCUUCACGUUCUCGAAGCCGCAGUCUAUCUCCUAAACGUAGAACCAUUUCUCGUUCUCGAUCGCGUUCACGCUCCAUCUCGCCUCGUCGUGGAUCGAGCCGUGGCCAUCGUUCUCGCCGUCGUUCGCCUUCUCGCUCGAGAUCACGUAGCAGAGAUCGUAGAAGAAGUGUCACCCCACCUCGUCGCCGAUAUCGUUCCCGUUCGCCCAGAGGACGCGGUGGUGGUGGAAGCCGUGCUGGCGGAAGACGAGGCAAAGAAUUCCAUGGUACAAGAGAUGCGCCCGAGAAGUCGCAGGUUCUUGGUGUCUUUGGUUUGAGCUUGAGAACGCGUGAAUCGGAUUUGGAAGAGGUUUUCAAACAGUAUGGAAACCUGGAAAAGGUCACCAUCGUUUAUGAUCAUCGCAGCAACCGUUCCAGAGGUUUUGGAUUCAUUAACUAUAGCAACGUAGAGGAAGCUACUCGUGCUCGAGAAGCCACCGAUGGUCUUGAAAUCGAUGAUCGUAACAUUCGCGUGGAUUAUUCGGUGACUCACCGUCCGCAUACGCCGACUCCUGCCGACGUAGCCGAUCCCGUUCACCCGACAGACGUAGAAGAUACUACAGAUCAAGAAGCCGUAGCAGAUCUUGGUCUCGUUGAAGAAGAUUGAAAGAUGAAAAGUAGUCCUUACCAUUAAAAGUAUGUGAGUCGGAAGCUUUCCCUAACCGAUGGAUUCUUUCUCCUCCCCUCCCUGGUUGCAUAAGAAAACAAACGUGAAGAUUGAUUCAAAAAGGGUUGCAAGCAUUUGGCAAGAUCAGUUUGUAUGCACUUUUGUAUACUUUUUUU